AUGAUCAACGCGGCGAUUGAGGCGGGUGUGAAGUUCUUUAUUCCGUCGGAAUGGGCGCCUGACUCGGCUGGGGCGAACGUGACGGAUGACCCUUGGAUAGGGAGGUCGCUCCGACCGAAUGCUGUUCUGGCUUCGAAAAGAGCGGUACACAAUUAUCUCAUGGCGAGAGCAGCGCAAAAUCAGAUUGCUUUUGCUGUUGUGUAUACCGGCGUCAUUAUUCCAAGCAGUUUCAGCGUAGGAUUGAUCUCAUUCGAUUUCCAGAAGAAGACUGCAGUCUUACCAGACAACGGCCUUCCGCUCUUCUCUGCUACGACGUUGGAAACUACGGGGUCGGCUGUCGUUGCCAUACUUUCUGCGGCGUUUUCCACCAGUGUUAAGAAUCGGUUCCUCCAUAUUUCAGACUUUACAACAUCUCUAUCAGAGAUUUUGGCCAUAAUAGAGACUUUGGAUGGAGUGCCUUGGACACGGAAGAAUGUCGCGGCACGAGAACUUACCAUUUCUAGCAUGGCUGCUGUGGAUGCCGGGACGUUUGGAAGAGCGCAGUUCUGGGGAGCACUCAUUAGUCCAUUCUUUGGACAGGUUGCCCCAUGGAAACAGCAGGAUGAUGAGCUUCUUGGACUUGGAGAACAGAAAAGUCUGACGGAAGAAGUGACAAAGGUACUUGAGGCGUCUAGAACCCAUGGCUAG
Metarhizium brunneum ARSEF 3297 is the source of this 687-nucleotide messenger RNA. RefSeq lists its product as uncharacterized. The record is from RefSeq and is a predicted model, not a curated record. NCBI's taxonomy places the organism in Eukaryota, Fungi, Ascomycota, Sordariomycetes, Hypocreales, Clavicipitaceae.